UCUGUCGAUGAUGGCCACUGCGGCUUCUUCCACCACGACGGCGGCGGCGGCGGCGUUACAGUGCGACCAAUCGGACUUGGGCAGCCUGGUCGACGCGCUCUGCACCUCGGGCCGCUCCGCUGAGGCCCAUCGCCGCGUCUCCCUGCUUUUCUUCUCCUCCUCCGCGCCGUCCCGCCACCUCGAUGGCCGCGCCGCCAACAGCCUGCUCCGCCGCCUCCUCCGUGCCCGUACGCCGCUGCUCACGCUCCGCCUCCUCCAGGCCGCGCCACCCGGCGCGUUCGUCCCUUCCCUCCCCAACUACAACCGCCUCCUCGUCGCCCUCUGCAGCAGCUCCUCGGCCCCGCUCGUCCUAGUCCUCCUCGCCCACCGCCUCCUCCUCCGCAUGCGCGCGACCCCGGAUGCGGCAUCCUACGCCGCGCUCCUCGGCGGCUACGGACGCGUCCCCGACCCAUGCGCCGUCCAGAAGCUGCUCGAUGAAAUGCCGCACCGCGGGGUUGCUCCCAGCUCACUCGCGCGCACUUACCUCGUCAAGGCCUUGCUCCGCAGUCGUGACGUCGACGGGGCCAUGGACCUUGUCGACAACCAUCUCUGGCCUAGCGUGGUGCGCAGCAACGGAGAAGACCAGGAACUGAAGAAUGCCGCGUUCGCCAACCUCGUGCAAUGCCUAUGCAGCGAGGGGUUCUUCCACAUCGUCUUCCGAAUAGCAGAAGAGAUGCCGCAGCAACGUUGUGGCGUCGCUGACGAGUUUGCCUACGCCCAAAUGAUUGAUUCGCUUUGCCGGUCUGGGCAGCACCAUGGUGCAUCCAGGAUAGUGUACAUCAUGGGAAAGAGGGGUAUGCACCCAAGCACUGUCUCCUACAAUUGCAUUGUUCAUGGUCUGUGCACUAGUCAGAAGCCCGGGGGACGCUUGAGGGCGCACCAGCUGGUGCUAGAAGGUGUGCGCUUCGGGUAUCGCCCGAGGGAGGUGACAUACAAGGUACUAGUCAAUGAGCUCUGCCGGGAGAAUGAACUCACAAAGGCCAAGGAUGUCAUGGAACUGAUGCUGCAACCCCAGUAUGGCCAUGACAAGGCUGCUGGUCCUGAUGAUGAGACCAGGACUAGGAUAUACAAUAUGUUCCUUGGAGCACUCCGUGCUGUGGACAACCCAAGUGAGCAGCUUGAUGUCCUAGUGUCCAUGCUGCAGGAGGGAUGCAAGCCAGAUCUGAUCACCAUGAACACUGUUAUCCAUGGAUUCUGCAAAGUUGGAAGGGCCCAGGAAGCCCGGAAGAUUUUUGACGACAUGCAGAAUGGGAAAUUCUGCGCUCCAGAUGUUGUCACAUUCACAACCCUCAUAUCCGGAUACCUAGGUGUAGGUGAGUUUGCAGAAGCCCUUCAUGUGCUGCAAGCUCUGAUGCCUAAGUGGCAGUGCUUUCCUAAUGUUGUCACUUACAAUUGUGUCCUGAAGGGACUGCUCGCCCUUGGGCAGGUUGACAGAGCAAUCCAGGUCUUUGAGGAAAUGAAGUCCAGUAGUGUCGUUCCUGACUCCGUGACUCACGCAGUAGUGAUCAAAGGGUUGUGUGAUGCAGGAGAGCUUGAAAAGGCCAAGUCAUUUUGGGACAAUGUUAUUUGGCCAUCUGGAAUGCAUGAUGAUUAUGUGUACACUGCAAUCUUCAGAGGCCUCAGUAAACUGGGGAAACUCGAACAGGCAUGUGAUUUCUUGUAUGAAUUGGUAGACUGUGGGGUUGAACCCAGUGUCGUGUGCUACAACAUACUUGUUGAUGCUGCCUGCAAGCAGGGACUGAAGAAGCUGGCAUAUCAGUUAGUGAAGGAGAUGAGAAGGAAUGACCUGUCACCCGAUGCUGUUACCUGGAGAAUUAUUGACAGAUUGCAUCUCUGUAGCAAUGAGAAACAGGAUGGUGAGCUCCAGAUGUAUACUAAUGAUGUAGAUCCCAAUUCUGUGGAUGACAUCGUAGAUACUCCAAUUUCAAAUGGAGAUGAGGAGCACGCGCUAUCAUCACCAUCUGAAGCAUCUAAAACUGGGCAGGUAAUGCACAAGAAUAGCAACCAAGGUAAGAUUGAAGUGGUUGACUACUCACCAUGUGUUAGUGAGGAUCCAACAAAUCUUAUCAAACCAGCCAAAGAAGAAGCAUGUCUGGUGAAUAAUUCAACGAGUGGAACCACAAUGAACAAUAGUGGUAUGACUAGGAAGGAAGGCCUUAUGAAGGCAGAUAAGCAACCUUUGAAAAGAGAAUCACUGUCUAGAGUGGCCAGAAAGGUGUUUGGGCUGGCAUAAAAACAAUUGCUAUUGAUUUGCUUGCUUUUGCUGUGGGUAUUAGUUAGGAGACAGCAUCAUAUGAAAACUGAAGUGCUUCAUAGUUAGAUUGUGAAUUGAUACUUGUUCUGUAAAUUAUUUAGUGCUUCUUAUAGCAAAUGUAACUGCUCAAAUACUAGUAAGGUCGCCAGCUGAUCCAUUGCUUACAUUUAGUUUGCAAAGUGUCAAUGAAGUAUGAUAGGCCUAAGAUGAAUUAAAUGUUAGUCGAUUUGAGUUUAGAAUCUUUGACGUAGAAAAUAUACUAUGGUGCUGAUGCGAUUAGUCCAUGUGUCCAUGCCUUACAUUUCAUAGCUUAUCUGUUA
Oryza brachyantha (malo sina) is the source of this 2613-nucleotide messenger RNA. RefSeq names its product pentatricopeptide repeat-containing protein At3g18020. NCBI's taxonomy places the organism in Eukaryota, Viridiplantae, Streptophyta, Magnoliopsida, Poales, Poaceae. The transcript has a single exon. The record is from RefSeq and is a predicted model, not a curated record. Gene Ontology annotation, molecular function: protein binding. Bases 8 to 2272 code for a protein of 754 amino acids.